GCCAGGCCAGGGCCGGCUCCGGCUCCGGCUCCGGCUCCAUCUCCAUCUUGGGCCGUGGCGCCGGGCACCUGUGGCGGCCGCAGGAGCAGCGUUUCCGCCGGCCUGCGCGGCCCCGGCGGGCGAGAGGGCAGCCAUGAGCACCAGCCGCCCUGAGCCGGGUGCCCAGGCACCCCGGAGCCCCCGCCCACAGCCCCUGUCCCGGAGCUCUUCCAGCCUGCUGGGUGAAGGCCGAGGCCAGAGGCCAGAGCUCCGUAAGAGUGCCAGCAGCACAGUGUGGCAGGCCCAGUCGGGUGAGGCCCGCGCCGAUCCCUGUGUCCUGGAGGAAGAGGGGCACCAGGCUGAGAGCACGGAGCAGGCACAGGCCUCCAGCCCCCGGCCACAGCUCACUGCCGGGGGCCACUGGCAGAGCAGCACUGUGGGCAACGUGUCUACUGUGGACAGUGGUGACCUGUGUCGCCUGCAGGCCCCCAGCACUGCCACCGUGCAGAGGAGCCACUCAGACCUGGUCCGUAGCACCGUGACCCGGGGCCACAGAGGUGCUCGAAAGGCCAGCCUCAGCUGCUCGGCCCUGGGCAGCUUGCCUGUCCACAGGGUUCGGCUGCAGCCUGGCAGUACUUCUGGCCAGGGAGGCCAGGCCCCUGCAGGCCUGGAAAGGGAUCUGGCUCCAGAAGGUGGGACUUCGAACUCAGCCUGGACACUGGGAGAGAGUCAGGUGUGGGUGCCGCCACUGGACCUGGGAGGUGCAACCACCCAUAGCAGCCCCAAGACUGGUCCCAAAGCCACUGGGCAGUUGGCCACUACCUCCUGCCGUGCUCUGCCCCCAGCAGCUCUGCUCUGCGGCAUGAGGGAGGUGGGGGCCAGUGGCUGCGGCCAUGCCCUGCCUGCCCCAGGGAUCCUGGCCUUUCCCAAAUUAGUGGCAUCAGUGAGUGAGUCUGGGCUGCAGGCUCAGCCUGGGGUGAAGUUCCAGUGUAGGUUGCCCGGGGGACUUACUGGGCAUUCCCACUGCUGUGCCCGCCCUUGGCGGCCCACCGGGUUAGCUGCAGAGCCUGGUGCCAUGACCAAGGAUGUGUGGACCAUGACCUCAGCCAGUGACUUGGCUCCCGUGUUGGCAUCCCCUCUGUCAGCCCAGGACGCUGGUGUGCAGGCAGCCCCCAUGGCAGUCUGCAAGGCUGUGGCCACCAGCCCACCCCUGGAAGCCCCUGUGGCCCUGCACACAUUCCCGGAGGUAACUCUGGGGUCCAGCCUGGAGGAAGUGCCGUCCCCUGUGCGGGAUGUGCGAUGGGACGCUGAGGGCAUGACCUGGGAGGUGUAUGGAGCGGCGGUGGACCCCGAGGUGCUGGGCGUGGCCAUCCAGAAGCACCUGGAGAUGCAGUUUGAGCAGCUGCAGCGGGCGCCCGCCAGCGAGGACAGCCUGUCUGUGGAGGGCCGCAGGGGACCGCUGCGAGCUGUCAUGCAGUCCCUGCGGCGCCCCAGCUGCUGCGGCUGCUCCAGCGCAGCCCCCGAGUGAGGAGCUGCGGCCCUCGGAGCUGUCCUGGGCCCGUGGACUCAGCCCCAGGCCAGGGCCAGGGACCGGG
Messenger RNA from Diceros bicornis minor, 1574 nucleotides. RefSeq names its product G protein regulated inducer of neurite outgrowth 2 (gene GPRIN2). The transcript has 2 exons. The record is from RefSeq and is a predicted model, not a curated record. Gene Ontology annotation, cellular component: plasma membrane. Gene Ontology annotation, biological process: neuron projection development. Bases 134 to 1507 code for a protein of 457 amino acids. NCBI's taxonomy places the organism in Eukaryota, Metazoa, Chordata, Mammalia, Perissodactyla, Rhinocerotidae.